GGCGAUAGAGUAGAGUUGGUGCAAGGGAGUUUGAGAGAUAAGGACAAGCGUGCCCCAUCAACACAGGGACUAGGCACUGAAACGCAGUCACACCCCCGCCCUAACGCGAAAGAGAGCAAUUUCGUGCCAGAGUAAGUCCUGUCUCACCCUGCAACUUUCGGAACAAGCGCGACUGCUCUACCGCAGUCCGGAGCAAGAAAACCCAGGCUUCUAAACUGUUGCACCACGUUUUUAAAGUGGACCUAACGCCGCCUUAUUUUCUUGACAUGGGAGAUAUGGGGGAUCCGCCUAAAAAAAAGCGGCUCAUCUCUCUGUGUGUCGGAUGUGGGAAUCAGAUACACGACCAAUAUAUCCUCCGCGUGUCCCCGGACCUGGAAUGGCACGCGGCUUGUUUGAAAUGUGCAGAAUGUAAUCAGUAUUUGGACGAGUCGUGUACUUGCUUUGUACGAGAUGGGAAAACCUACUGUAAACGAGACUAUAUCAGGUUAUACGGGAUAAAGUGCGCUAAAUGCAACAUCGGUUUCAGCAAGAAUGACUUUGUGAUGAGAGCCCGCUCCAAGGUGUACCAUAUCGAAUGUUUUCGAUGUGUGGCCUGCAGCCGACAGCUUAUCCCGGGGGACGAAUUUGCUCUGAGAGAGGACGGUCUGUUCUGCAGAGCCGAUCACGAUGUCGUUGAACGGGCAACAAUGGGUGCGGGCGACCCGCACAGCCCACUUCAUCCGGCAAGACCCUUACAAAUGGCAGCAGAACCAAUAUCUGCCAGACAGCCCGCGCUCCGACCGCACGUUCACAAACAGCCGGAGAAGACCACUCGUGUCAGAACCGUUCUCAACGAAAAACAGCUUCAUACUUUGCGGACCUGCUAUAACGCGAACCCCAGACCCGAUGCCCUUAUGAAGGAGCAGUUGGUGGAAAUGACAGGCCUUAGUCCACGAGUCAUCAGGGUUUGGUUCCAAAACAAGCGCUGCAAGGACAAGAAGAGGAGCAUCCUGAUGAAACAGCUUCAGCAGCAGCAACCCAACGACAAAACGUUUAUCUGGGACUAUCUGCAGAAUAUCCAGGGAAUGACAGGCACCCCGAUGGUGGCCGCCAGUCCAGAGAGACAUGACGGUGGUUUGCAGGCAAACCCAGUGGAGGUGCAGAGUUACCAACCGCCUUGGAAAGUCCUAAGCGACUUCGCACUGCAGAGUGACAUAGACCAGCCCGCAUUUCAACAACUGGUAAAUUUCUCGGAGGGGGGACCAGGUUCAAAUUCAACGGGGAGCGAAGUUGCAUCAAUGUCCUCUCAACUUCCAGAUACACCAAACAGCAUGGUAUCGAGUCCUAUAGAGGCGUAGGCGAUAUGGACUGUGACAAUAUCCCAUAUUUCUUAAUACGAGGGCAAAGGGCGGACUGAGAUAGGCUCGGGGUUGAAACUGUCACUCUUGUUAAUGCCACCUGAAGAGAAUCAUCCCCCAGCUGCACGAAGCCUCUUUAUCCGAACAACCCCUGGUUGUAUUUUUACACUGUGAAGACAAUCAUGGGAUUAAUUAGAUCCAUCCGUAUGUCCAUCCUGCAAAACAACCUUUGUGAAGAUCACCGUGGUGUAAGAAGCGUGUUGCAAGGACAGAGCAUCUGCCUGAAUACAUGUCUACGAAACAAAUGGAUAGAUUUCGCCUCGUCCGUGACUGGUGCUGCCCGUUGGAACUGCUUGGUUACAGUUUUGCCAAAAAAUAAACAUAAAAUAUCCAUGGACCUCUAGGAAAUUAUGAACUUCACUGAAGAUUAAAUUGGCGCAAUGCUGUGCGCAGUGUUUGAAUAUACAAACCAAUGACUGGUGAUUUGUUUCCAUUAAAUAGCUUGACUUGAGACUCAUCAUCGAUAUGGAGAGAAUAGCAAAUAUUGCUUUUCUGUGUUUGUUACAUUAUCUCCCAAAAGCCCAAGUUCUAAAGCAUUGCAACAAGGUAUACCUCUAUUUUGCCACAAGCUUCGUGGGACUUUUGUGUGUGAGUGUGUGUCCGUCCAAGAAUAUUUUUCUUUCCCAAAGAUGUGUAUAGUUAUAAGUUAUAACGACAGUUAGCUCUGGAAAAAGAUUUCUUUGUUCGUUUGUACGUUCCUGUACAACAAAAUUAUUUAUUAUUUAUUGUCGAAAGACUUGCCACUUUUUGUGUAACUUUCUUUACUGAAGUAAAAAGAAAAGAUUGUACCGUG
This is a messenger RNA of Osmerus eperlanus (European smelt), 2190 nucleotides long. It is a transcript of the gene isl1a, whose product is annotated as ISL LIM homeobox 1a. Gene Ontology annotation, cellular component: nucleus. Gene Ontology annotation, molecular function: cis-regulatory region sequence-specific DNA binding; DNA-binding transcription factor activity, RNA polymerase II-specific. The record is from RefSeq and is a predicted model, not a curated record. Lineage: Eukaryota; Metazoa; Chordata; Actinopteri; Osmeriformes; Osmeridae. Bases 267 to 1337 code for a protein of 356 amino acids. Gene Ontology annotation, biological process: positive regulation of transcription by RNA polymerase II; neuron fate specification; axonogenesis. The transcript is spliced from 6 exons.